Messenger RNA from Grosmannia clavigera kw1407, 1620 nucleotides. Its product is annotated as lysophospholipase-like protein. Gene Ontology annotation, molecular function: protein binding; asparaginase activity. The record is from RefSeq and is a predicted model, not a curated record. The transcript has a single exon. NCBI's taxonomy places the organism in Eukaryota, Fungi, Ascomycota, Sordariomycetes, Ophiostomatales, Ophiostomataceae. Bases 1 to 1620 code for a protein of 539 amino acids.
AUGAAUCCUACCGCAGACUACCCCGAGUCUCGCGUGCUCAUCAUCAUGACCGGCGGCACCAUCUGCAUGCGCCCGUCCGCCGACGGUCUCGUCCCCAUGGACGGUUUCCUCGAGAGCGCCAUGGCCCCACGACCCUCGUUCAAUGACGGCCAACCGGCGACGCAACUGACGGCCCUCAAGGACGGCCAGCCGCUCGCACUCGCCAGCCUGCGCACGCCCGUCAGCGCGUAUGCCCGGCACAUCCGAUACGCCGUGCUCGAAUUUGCGCCGCUGCUGGACUCGAGCUCGAUCUCGUCGGCCGGCUGGACGGAGAUCGCGCAGACGAUCCACGCCAACUACGACCGCUUCGACGGCUUUGUCGUGCUGCACGGCACCGACUCGCUCGCCUACACGGCCUCAGCCCUCUCGUUCAUGAUGGCCGAUCUGGGCAAGCCCGUCGUGCUGACCGGCUCCCAGGCUUCCAUCUUUGCGCUGCAGAGCGAUGCCGUCGAUAAUCUGCUCGGCUCGCUCAUCGUCGCCGGCACCUUUGUCGUGCCCGAGGUCUGCCUCUUCUUCCAUCACACCCUCUUCCGUGGCAACCGCACCACCAAGGUGUCCGCCUCCGCUUUCGAGGCCUUUGCUAGUCCCAAUGCCACCCCCCUCGCCCGCGUCACUAGCCUCGGCGUCGAUGUCGCCUGGCCGCGUGUUCGCCGUGCUACCCGCAUCGCUCGCUUCGCCGUCACUCCCUAUCUCGACACCGCUCACGUCGCCUGCUUUCGCAUCUUCCCCGGCAUCAUGCCCGAGAUGCUCGACUCCGUCCUCCGCGUCCCUGGCCUUCGCGGCCUCAUCCUCGAAACCUUUGGCAUGGGCAAUGCGCCCGGUGGUGUCGACGGCAGCCUCACUCGCGUCAUCCGUGACGCCGUCCUCCGUGGCAUCGUCGUCGUCAACGUCAGCCAGUGCACCAACGGCUUCGUCAGCCCGCUUUACGCUCCCGCCACCGCCCUGAGCCGUGCUGGCGUCGUCUUCGGCCAUGACAUGACUACCGAGGCCGCCCUGACCAAGCUCUCCUAUCUGCUCGCCCUCGACGGCCUCUCCGUCGCCGACAUCCAGACUCGCAUGGGCCGUUCGCUUCGUGGCGAGAUGACCGUCUUGACUGAGCCCGUCUUCACCCAUCCGCCUGGCGUCUACGGUGGCUCUGACGAGGAUGACGAGCUUCGCGAAAACCCAGAUGCCGCCACCAGUGCGCUCGCUCUGCGUCGCGUUCCCGGCCUCUCGGCCGUAGAAUCUGCCUUUGCCGUUCUCGGUUACGCUAUCGCCAACGGUGAUCUCCAAGCUGUUCGCCGCAUGCUCCUCGCCGAUGACGGCAGCAUCGCCGCCAGCUUGCACCCCUACGAGCUUCUCAAGGCCGCUGACUACGCCGGCAACACCGCCCUGCAUCUCGCCGCCAUCGGCCCCGACACCCGCGUCUUGCACGAGCUGCUCACUCAAGGUGCCAGUGUCCACGUCCGCAAUCGUGCCGACAACACGCCGCUCUUCCUGGCCGAGAAGAUGGGCCGCUCCGAAAACGUCCGGCUGCUGCGUGAUGCAGGUGCUCGUCUGUGGCAGGCCGAGGAAGACAGACAGAAGGCAGAAAGCAGCUGA